This is a messenger RNA of Ceratitis capitata (Mediterranean fruit fly), 3059 nucleotides long. It is a transcript of the gene daw, whose product is annotated as growth/differentiation factor 8. The transcript has 5 exons. The coding region runs from base 547 to 2463 and encodes 638 amino acids. Lineage: Eukaryota; Metazoa; Arthropoda; Insecta; Diptera; Tephritidae. Gene Ontology annotation, biological process: SMAD protein signal transduction. Gene Ontology annotation, molecular function: growth factor activity; cytokine activity. The record is from RefSeq and is a predicted model, not a curated record. Gene Ontology annotation, cellular component: extracellular region.
CGGUUGUCGCUUGGGAGUUUAUUAAUAAAACUAUUGAGCUGGUUUGCCUGUCAACUCAUUCAUCAAAAGUUUUGCAAGGAGACAAGACGCGUGUCGUGGCGGUGAUGUCUGUUUAAAAAGCUAUAAAUUUGUGUAAUUGAGCGUGUUUAGUUUUUUUUGCAUAUCCAUGACACAUUAACCAAGAGCGAAUUCUAAAUAAAAAAACCCAAAAAACUCUUGUGCAGAAAAGAAAAGAACUACAAGUGCUUUAAUAUUAUUUAUUUUUCAAAUGAAUUUGCGUUAACAGAAACACAAAAACAUAGCAAUAUCAAAGCAAAUUUCAACUAAAAACUGUAGUGAAAAAAUUCUCUAUGUUCUUAAAACAACAACGGACUAAAGUUGGAUUUUUAAUGCUACCAAAAAGAUAGUGAAUAAAAAGUGAAUUAAUUAAACCAAAAAAAAAAAGGAAAAUAGCAAUCACAGCAAAAAAUAUUUGAAAUAUUUUAUUAGAGAUAAUUUAUUUAAACACUAAAGUUUAUAAAACGCACACUCAACAACACAAAAACAAUGGCAAAAUAUUUCAUACUCUUCAUAUUGAUCGUAUUCAUCGCGCUCGAUCACAGCAUCACCUAUGGACGUCAUCACAGUGACGUACAAACAGCACACGACGCCCACCACGACAGCCGACAACAACCCAUUACCAAUUAUAUGCCACCAUCAGCACAACAACACAAUCGCCAACUAAUGCCAACGCAAACAGUACAACAACCACAACACAAACGUACACAUCAUGUGAAGAACAAUCGACCGCGUGUUGCGAAAGCGAGACGCAUACGACAGUCCUCGUGGCAGGAGAAUGUACCGCCAGACAGCAUAGGUAGCGCCGAGGAGCGCGCAGAGCGUAUAGAAGCUGAGGCGGCGCUGCGACGUUACGUGCACCUACAGCGUCACAUGGCGUAUCAAGAGGCACAUCUGCGUAAACAUCAGCAGGUAUUGCAACGCAAGCAGUCGGAGUUGAGCGCAGCUUCGCUGGAGCGGCAUUUAGAAGCACAACAAACAGAUGAAGAAGAAGAAGAAGAUGUGGCAGAGAUGGUGGACGAGGCGCCAGGCUCGCCAAAUGCACUCUUCAACAUGCGCAUGCCACGCAUUUGGCAGCAUUUAGGUGGUGGUGGCACCGCUGAUGUAAUGCUCGGCGAUGCGCCGUACGAUUACAGUGAUGAGCCACAGCGUUUAGAUGUAACGCUGCCGCCACUUACACACACGUCGCAUGACGAUGACAAUUCAGUUGAUGAAUUAGCGGCGCCGAAUACGAACGAGGAACAGGAAAGUAAUUCAUUAGAAUCAGCAUCGGCGGAGUCGGCAGAGAGCAUAGAGGCUGCACAUAAAAAUCAUCAUCGGCACAAAGCGAAAGCUGAUUGCCCGAAAUGUGAGAGUAGUCGGCGUGUGGAGCACAUUAGCGAAGAGGAGCUGACGCAGUUGCGUAUAGAGUAUGUAAAGCAACAAAUUUUGGAGAAAUUACGCUUGAAGGAGCGACCGAAUGUUUCGGCGGUGGCUUUGCCCAAACCCAUCUAUGAGGGCACAACCAUCGAAGAGGAGGAGGAUGAUAGCGCAAAAAAUAAUAAUGUCGAUGAUUAUUAUGCGCGUACGAGUAAAAAAUUCAUAUUCCUGCAGCGAGAAAGAAACGAAUGCCAACGCUUGGGCACAAAUUCUUCCAUGUGCUUCUCUUUCAAGAUCGACGAUGCCGAUGCGGACGGCUUCGAUGUAAGCACCGCCGUACUCUGGCUCUUUAAGAGUAAAAGUAAACGCUCGCAUAGACGUAAACAUACGAAAUUAACACCGCAAACCAUUGUCGUCUCCGAAGUGCAACAGAGUACAGAUCCGACAUAUUUGCCUGUGGUGAAAACGAUUGCCAUACAAUCGAUCGAUGUGCAAGACGAAUGGAUGAAGAUCGAUAUUGAAUGGCCGAUUAAACGUUGGUUCGGCAAUCACGAUCUCAGUCAUCUGAUACAGAUUUCUUGUCGUACUUGCGAUAUGGCCUCAAUGGAGGAAAUGAUAUCGAUAAAUAAGGAUUAUCGUCCCUUCAUUAUGGUCGAUACACAGAAUCGUCGUCGUGCUUCACGUCAAAAGCGUGGCAUCAAUUGCACGGAUGGCGUGACGGAGUGUUGCCGUGAGAAGCUCUACAUUUCAUUCGAUGAGAUCGGUUGGGGUGAUUGGAUUAUACAGCCGCGUGGCUAUGACGCAUACUUUUGUCGUGGCUCUUGCGGCAGUGUGGCCAGUGUGGCACAGUCGGCGACGCAUCAUAGUGCUUUCUUGCAGAAAAUUGCUUUGUCGCGUCGCAAUUCGGGCAGCAAGCCGCUGGAGCUUGUACCUUGCUGUACCGCCAAACAGUAUUCUUCGCUGCAGCUCGUCUUUAUGGACAGCAAUAAUACGGCGACACAGAAAACAUUUCCGAAUAUGGUCAUCGAGUCGUGUGGCUGUCGGUAGUUGAAUAUUUGCGUCGCUGACGUCAUCAGCAGAGCUUUUAAGCAUCACUGUAUUAUCGCAUUUGUACAUUAAGUUUUUUAUUUUUUUUGUCUCAAAUGGCUCAUAUUAAUUGAAAAUUCAUUAUGAAAAACAAAAUUCUACAAUUUCACUUUUCAUCAUCAUUUCAUGUAUUCAUUAACGUAGUUUUAAGCAAAGCAUUUUAUUUAAUUUUUUUUUUUUUUUUUUUUUUUGCAUUUUACUCUUUAUCUUAUUGCUCAAAUGCUCAUCUAACCUAAAUCGCUGCCAUAGCUAUAGUAUAUUGAAUUUAUAUUUAUGUUGGCUUAUAUUAUUUAUUUAAGUUUUGCUGUUUUUUAUAAGAACUACAUACACAGUACUUAAGCUCUCGAUGAGAAAUUAGUUACUAUUCGAUUUUAAGUUUUGUAUUAAUUGGGCUUUUACCAAAAAUAAUCUAAGUAGUCAUAUUUUGUAAAAUCUUAGCGCAAUUUUUAGUCUAAUAUCUAUUAAGUAUAUAAGUUUUUAAUCUUAACAAAAUGCUCGAGCACCGUUAGAUAAUAUAAUUAACAAAAAUAGAAUUAAAUUUAAUUUUAGUUUAUUAA